This is a messenger RNA of Eptesicus fuscus (big brown bat), 1547 nucleotides long. RefSeq names its product SERTA domain containing 3 (gene SERTAD3). The coding region runs from base 367 to 963 and encodes 198 amino acids. The record is from RefSeq and is a predicted model, not a curated record. Lineage: Eukaryota; Metazoa; Chordata; Mammalia; Chiroptera; Vespertilionidae. The transcript has 3 exons. Gene Ontology annotation, cellular component: nucleus. Gene Ontology annotation, biological process: positive regulation of DNA-templated transcription.
CGGCGGGCAGGACUCCAGCCAAUCGCGGCUCGCGGCUCGGCUCGGGGGCGGAGCUGGGUGAGCCCGAGGCCAGAGCGAGAGGCCCCGGGAGGCGAGCGAGGCCCCUACCCACCACUGGAGGGUCGCAAAGCUGCGGAUGUGCCAGGAGUGAACCUGGCAGCCGAGGUGAGGAAACUGAUGCCCAGAGAGGUAAUGUCACUCACUUCCCAGAAUCACGCAGGUGAGCAGCGUGAAAGGCGGGAUUCAAACCGAGGGCUCCCUGCUUCCAGCCUCGGUCUCUGUGUUCCACACCUGUCUCGUGUGUGUCACAUUUGAAGAAAUGAGUGUUGUGGAAGGCCCGACCGGGUAGCUCAGUGGGGCACCAUCAUGGUAGGAGGCUUGAAGAGGAAACACUCCGACUUGGAGGAAGAAGAGGAGGAUGAGAAGUGGGACUGGAGUCCAGCAGGCCUUCGAAGCUACCAGCAAGCCCUGCUCCGCAUUUCCCUAGACAAAGUUCAGCGAAGCCUCGGGCCCCGAGCCCCUAGCCUCCGAAGGCAUGUCCUCAUCCAUAACACCCUCCAGCAGCUUCAGGCUGCGCUGUGUCUGGCUCCGGCGCCUGCCUUGCCCCCCGAGCCCCUUUUCCUGGGUGAGGAGGACUUCUCCUUGUCAACCACCAUUGGCUCUAUUCUCAGGGAGCUGGAGACUUCCAUGGACGAGACCGAGACCCCUCAGAAUCCAGUGGCUCCCCCAGGUCCCCAGAACGAAGAGCUGCCCCAGCCCGAUCCAGUCUUCUUAGAAGCUCUGAGCUCUCGAUACCUGGGGGACUCGGGUCUGGAUGACUUUUUCCUGGACAUUGACACAUCCACCGUGGAGAAGGAGCCUGCACUGGCCCCCCCGGAGCCUCCUCACAACUUCUUCUGUGCCCCGGGGUCCUGGGAGUGGAAUGAACUAGAUCACAUCAUGGAAAUCAUCCUGGGAUCCUAAAACUUGGAUGAUUGAAGGGUGCUCCCUCCACAUCUCAGCCUCAGUGGGCUGGAUCCCUGGGUGCAAGUGUGUGUGUGUGUGUGUGUGUGUGUGUGUGUGUGUGUGUGUUGGUAGAGGCUGUAAGUGGUUGGCCUCCUUUCCUCCCAUAUCAGGGUUCCAUAAACUGUAUUGCGUGUGUGUGUGUGUGUGUGUGUGUGGUUACCAAAGCCUUCUGUGAAGGUGGGUCAUCCUGAAUUAAUUUAUCUGUUCCAAAUGCCUUAAUGAGACUCUGUUUCUGGGAGUCUGGUUUCCCACUGCCACAUUUCUUCUGCCUUCUCCUCCAGUUCUUAACUCCUUUUGUGACCACUGGGGCCUCAGGGAAGAGAAGCUGGGCCUGUCAAAGAAUGACAGAGACUCUGCCUCUUGGACCUGGAAGGAGUAGGAGGGGCUGGCCUCCUCCCCCAAGGCUGAACCCCCACCUCCUUGGCAGGACCCCAGUCCCAGCAGCCUCCUGAUGUAUAACCAGGCCGGACCACGUGCAAUAGGUGGAAACCAAACUGCUCCGUGCCGCGUUAUUUAAAAGAAAGGCGGGUUUUGUGGUGGUU